AUGUCACCCAUAUGUGGAGGCUUGAGCGAGGCGAGACCUGUCAGUGAUUCGGUGAGGCGCUUGUGUGAACAGCUCCGCCCAGCCAUGGAACAGAGCAACAAGGCGAAUACCGCUUUCAGUGAGUUCGAGCCAAUAUCAUACAAGAGCCAGGUGGUUGCUGGCACCAACUACUUCGUUAAGAUUAAGGUCGGCCCGGAAGCUUUCGCUCAUGUUCGGAUUUUCCAGCCGCUACCUUGCAAUGGUAGCAAUCCGGAGCUGAGUAGCGUGAAGUGGGAUGUGGGUCAAGGAGACGACAUUGCCUAUUUCUGA
This is a messenger RNA of Perkinsus marinus ATCC 50983, 309 nucleotides long. RefSeq names its product Cystatin B, putative. Gene Ontology annotation, cellular component: cytosol. The record is from RefSeq and is a predicted model, not a curated record. Lineage: Eukaryota; Perkinsozoa; Perkinsida; Perkinsidae. Gene Ontology annotation, molecular function: cysteine-type endopeptidase inhibitor activity. The transcript is spliced from 3 exons. Bases 1 to 309 code for a protein of 102 amino acids.